AACAUCUCCUGCGAGUGACAUCAUUACUCUCUUGCCUCUCGCCGACAGGCACAUGUCAGGACCACAUGGCAAACAUCCACCGGAGUGGAGCCUGUCUGACAGUUGGACGAUGGGGUGAGGAGGAGUCUGCUGCUGGGAGAAUCAGGGGCUAUAAAAGGCUUUUCCUUUGGCCACAGCCAAACUUCCUGCACCACAGCAGAUCCUGCAGCCUGCUCCCGUCUGGACCUGAGCACCAAACCCAAACGAAGACAAAGUUCUUCCUGUUUAAGUCAGGCAGCAUGGAUGUAAGUAGUACAUCAAACUCUCAGAUCCCCACACUGGUUUCCUCCAUCUUCUCCACUCUGUCUCUUCCGCGUAUCUCCCUGCUGGCUCCUGACCCUCCUCUCUCUCCGUCUUCCCCCUCUCCUCCGUCUCAGCAUGCCGACGCUCUGUGUGGCGGCUGCCCGCCCUCUGGUUCUGCUCCGCAGUCCGGCGGCCUCUGGCCCACUCUGCCGCCGUCCGGAGCCGGGUUCCCCGCGUGGCCCGGGCAGCCCACCCAGCCCGUCCCGUGCUGGACCGGCCAGCCAAACACCGCCUGCUGGCCCGCUCCCCAACCGGCUCCGGUUUCAGUUCCCGCUCCUAUUUCAGUUUCCGCGCCGACUCAAGUUAUAACGCCACCAGCACCGACCGCAACGUUGGUCCCAGCGCCAGUUCAGGUUCCGACUCCCGCAGUCCAGCAGCCCUGUCAGCCAUGUUGGCCUGCCACGCAGUACCAGCCGUCCCAGCAGCCGGCUCCAAUUCAAACCCAGGUGCCUGCUCCAGUUCCGGCCGCCGCCACCGUCCACCCGGGCUUACCCGGCUGGCCUGCUCACCCAGGCUGGCCUUAUAACCCGGGACAGUCAGGAUGGCCCGGACAGAAUCCAUCUAUGAUGCCGCCCCACUGGCUUCCCCCUACAUCUGGACCUAUGAGUGUGCCGUACAACUUAAACCUGGCUCGAGGAGUAUAUGACAAAAUGAUGAUGACAAUCCUGGGUUUUGUCAAACCCAAUGCCAAAAUGUUCACAGUCAACUUCCUGAGAGGCAACGACAUUGCCUUUCACAUCAACCCACGCUUUAACGAGGGGGGCAAGCAGGUGGUCGUCCGGAACCACAAACUGGGGGAUCGCUGGGGCCCGGAGGAGAGGGACCUUAAGGGACCCUUCCCUUUCGCUCCUGGGAGUCCGUUUGAGGCUAACGUUUGGAAAAGGUGGAAAAGGUUGGAAGGUCGUUUGUGCAGCCGGAUCCUAGAUAAGAGCGCUGCUUUACUGCAGGGAGGCUCCUGGAGAUGAAGAUCCUGUGCACUCCCGAGACGUUCAGGGUGGCGGUGAACAACAUCCCGCUGUUCGAGUUCCGCCACCGCGUCCGAGAGCUGAACCAGAUCGACCGGAUCAACAUCCUGAACGACGUCGUCCUCACCUACGUCAACGUGGAGACGCUUCCUUAGGCAACCCGCGGCAGAUUUUUUAAAUAUUUAUAUAUACUUUUCACUCAGAAAUAAAGCACGGGUUGUCGGCUGACUUUAAGAAAUGUGCUUAAAUCUGAACAAUUUUUUUUUUUUUUUUUUUUGCAGUUUUCUGAAACAACUGACUUGGAUUGUUUUCAGGAUGAGCUUUAACUUAUCUGUUGGGACCAAAGAAAUCUAAUAGCAUUGCCUGUGUUUACUUCUAGGGGUCAGCAUGAACUAAUGAUGGUAUUGCUUUUUAAUGAUUUACUAUUAUAUGAAUAUUUAGGUCUUUUUCCAGGUUUCAUGACGCAAGUAAUACAAACUUAAUCGUGUUUUUUGUUGUUUUUACAGAUAUCAAUCCUGGACAAACACUAGCUAAAAUAAAAUCUAGCUAACCAUAAAAAAUGUAAAUGAAAGUUGAAAUGAUGUCGUGGAAUAAUUUGAUUUUGCAAUAUUUGUUGCAAAAUCAAGAGGAAAGCAUCAAAAUGUGCACGUCCAUGCAAUGUUUACUUUGCAAAAUAUUUUAUACAUUUUUUUUCAUUAUCACUGAUAAUGAUGAUUAUGUACAUUUGUGUUACAUAUAGCUGCAAUAAGUGCAAAUCACCGCCUUUGUAAUGGAUUUAACCAUUUAUUGCAUCUUUAUUUUUCAGUUUGAAGAGUUUGUCCUAAUUGUUUACAUCGUUUUGUUUAUUAAAUAAAACGUCACUAACUAAUUUGGUGAAGUGAACCUUCAAUAAAAGUUUGAGCAGGAAA
This is a messenger RNA of Gambusia affinis (western mosquitofish), 2215 nucleotides long. Its product is annotated as galectin-3-like. The transcript has 9 exons. The record is from RefSeq and is a predicted model, not a curated record. Gene Ontology annotation, molecular function: IgE binding; laminin binding; carbohydrate binding. NCBI's taxonomy places the organism in Eukaryota, Metazoa, Chordata, Actinopteri, Cyprinodontiformes, Poeciliidae. Gene Ontology annotation, biological process: monocyte chemotaxis; eosinophil chemotaxis; macrophage chemotaxis. Bases 66 to 1307 code for a protein of 413 amino acids. Gene Ontology annotation, cellular component: nucleus; immunological synapse.